This is a messenger RNA of Hyposmocoma kahamanoa, 2827 nucleotides long. Its product is annotated as protein FAM160B1-like. Lineage: Eukaryota; Metazoa; Arthropoda; Insecta; Lepidoptera; Cosmopterigidae. The record is from RefSeq and is a predicted model, not a curated record. The transcript has 13 exons. The coding region runs from base 64 to 2535 and encodes 823 amino acids.
GUGUCCAUCUAACGUUCCUCGUAGUUGUAGAGAAUAAGUAACAAUUAAAAACAUAGGUGAAAAAUGUUUAGUAAAUUCGCCGAUGCCCUACAGACCGCUGCAGACGUCCUGGCCCCUCCAGCAUCAAGGCUGGAGGAUUUUGAAUACCACUGGAAAAUGAUACUGCAUUUUUAUCAGAAUUACGACGAUAGCAAUAAAAUCCAUGUUGAAGACACAAGAGUACCACAUCAUCUACAUGAAAUGUUACAGCUUAUUGUGGAAGAAGAAAAGGAUCAGGCCGAAGGUACAAUGGGCGGGUGCUUGGAGUCUAUAGUCCAAAGGAGAGUAUGUUUAUUAGAUGCAUUACCAGCACUUGUAGCUACUGACCGCCCACCUGGCACAAGAGCUCUUGCACUAAAUACAGCUACACAGUUAUUAAGACGAACGAAAGAGCCGUGCCUUAAUAGCGCUAGUGUCCAUAGGCCGCUUCAACAAAUGUUAAUCCGGUGCAAUGAAAGCCCAGCAUCACCAACUGAGAAAGAAGAAGUGGAGCUACUCCUCACUCUGUGUGGCCUUGUUAGAAAAGAACCAGGAUUAGCAAAUAUUUUCACCACACCUUUUAUAGAAGACAAGGCUUCGAUGUUAACUAUCCCAGAAGAUAUUCAAAAGUUGAUACCCCUCCGGAAUAAAGUUCAAACUCCUAAAAAGAAUCCUCUGUUUGAAGUUGAGAUGCCUACAACUCCUCUUAGAAAUGUUUCAAUAGUACGGACGAGCUUGAAAGACGAAAGUUGUAAUGCCACUUCAAGUAGCUCAGUAGCUGAGGAGAAUGCAUCAAACAAAAGUCACAAAACUGUCUGUGAUGACAAUGAUAAAUUUCUUUUAAUUGAUUUACUGUUGUCUUACUUGAAUAGUGCAGAUAACCAAGUAGUGUUGCGCGCUUGCGAAGGCAUAAUGAUAGUAUCGUCUUUGCCAGAAGACGAUAUCGCUAAUCUGGUGACGACGUGCAGCCCCUGUUGCGAGACCAUUGUGGACAAACUAGCAACCAAAUACAAGAACGUGCCAGCUAAUGUUGACCCUAAUGAUGUCGAUCAUCUAAACAUUACGUGGGCGUACGUGGCUCAAGAUUUCGGUGACAAAUCGUACAGCAAAUUCCACGGCUACAGAGAACUAACCAGUUUCUUUUCAUGGUUGGACUAUUGCGAUACGUUAAUGAAGGAGUGUCAUCCGACGAUAGCGGCGCACCUGUCCCGCACAUUUCGACAGAGCUUCCUGGAGAGCGCGGCAGAGACCGGACUGACGGACGCCCACCACGCUGCUGUCGUCACGGCCGUGCUUACCAAGUGCCUCAAGGUCGUCGACUCGCCGGACCUCAUCAACGAGUUUUCCAACUGGCUGGUUGGUGAGGGUGAGGUGGCGGAGUGGCCGUUGUUACAUACGCUCAUCUCCAACUGCCUCACCGAUAACUACGAGCUCUCCUUGGAGACCUUGCGGUUUUUCGAGACGAUAAUAGAAAAAGGCACGGAGCACAGCAUCCACAGACUGGUGCUGUCUCGAGUCUGCUCGCGAGGUUACUUCGCGCCCCAGCCGCCGCUCGACGACGACGAAAGGGACAGACUGAACGACAUUCCGCUUUGGAGAGAGAGGGAAAGAAACAGGGAAGCUAUGAAGCAGUUGCAGCAUGAGGACCACGUGAACGAACAGAUCACCGAUAUCUUGUCACAGGAGGGGCUCGACCCAAAGGAGCACUCGGACAACGCCGAGAACAUCCACAGGGUCAUUAACAGUUUUCUGCUGUUGCUGCCGCGCGCUAUUCUUUCCGACCCGGUGGGCGCAGACUACGAACACUACAUACAUGACGCACAUAGACAUUAUCAGUUGUGGUUGGAUACGACAUCAUCUUUCAACUGGCCGUCGGAGCAAUACAGCGACAACACCACCAGCUCUACGCACAGCUACGACAGUCGCCCAGAAGCCGACCUACACUUGGAUGAAGUUUUUGAGUCGGCCAAAACGCCAUCCGACGGUCAACGAUGUUGCCCACAAAAUGUCAAGGAUGACAAAUGUAACAACGAGUGCUUUUCCCAACGGCUCAUAAUCAGGAGUCGUGACACGACGUCGAGAUCGGAUGACGAAGAAUUUGACGAAGGGCCGUUUUUGAAAAUGCUCUUCAAGUUGCUAGCCAACAUGCCUGGGCAGCCUUAUCAGGUUAACUUACACCUGACGUCUAUCAUAUCGAAGUUGGCGCUACUGCCACAUCCUAAUUUGCACGAAUACCUCCUAAACCCGAUGAUGCCGACGGCAAAGAAUACGCGGACUUUGUUCAAAAUUCUCCAAGAUGUGGCAAAACGGCUGACGAUGGAGAUACCAAGGCUGAGAAAUUAUAAGAAAUUAAUAGAAAACACAAGGCUGCAAUUAAUGAGCGAAGAUCCCAGUUACGAUGAAAGAGACGACCAUAACCAGCUCGUUGAAAGUCUCAUUGUCCUCGAGGAAUUCUGCAAGGAAUUAGCAGCCAUUGCUUUCGUCAAAUACCAGCAUGCUGUACUUAUGCACAGGUAGCUAAGGCAUAAACCUGAUACUGUGCCGGCGCAUCCGCAAAAAAUGAUUAUUAACAUUAUCGCGCAUCGGCACUUCGUAGCGAAUAAUAAAUUUUAGGUAUUACACAUGUAUUGUUCGUUUUAUGAGUUUAAUUUUGUUAAAUUGAGAUUUAUUACAUAUUUUAUUAUAUUUUAAUUGUUCAUUGUUAUUUUAAGACUGCAAUUAUAGUGAAUGCAAUUUACUGUUAUUUUACAGCAAGUGUAUUCGUGAUGAUCAGAGUUUUUUUAACACCAAAAAUUAAUGUUUAAAAAUA